AUGUCCCUCUUCAAGGUACGGAAUUGGUGGAAAACUCAGUGUCCAACGGUGGAACCGUCGUACGAUUCGUUCUCGCUACACUGUGCCCGGCUUUGUCUGGAAGAGGGUGAGAAGGACAGUAUCGUGAUUGGAUGCCACUCGGGACAGCUGUGCAUCUAUCAGCCCUCGGGUGCGCGGACAGAGUUACCCGAUCUGGAUGCAGAAACCGAAGGACACCCCGCCAACCAGCGGCUACAGGGCGAUGCACUCGAGAAUCAGUUUCAACCCUCGGAUGUCCUGCUCGAGGUGAUGCUACCGCUGCCCGUGAUCGGUGUAUCAAGUGGCAAAUUCACGACCAGUGCAAGUAGAAACGAUCCCCGGCAGCAGCUGGCCGUACUGCAUCCGAUGCGAUUGUGCAUCUUUCAGAUCGUCACCGUCGAAGGAAUCGCCGAGCAUGGAGACUACACGAAACUGGUGCCACUGUACGACCAUGCGCUCGCCAAACCUGCCUUCUCCUUCUGCCAAGGCCCUUUCGGGGGCAUCAAGGGGCGCGAAUUCCUGUGCGUGCAGCAUCUGGACAGUUCGCUGCGGUUCUUCGAGCAGGAUGGUAUAAGCUACGAACGGACGCUGGCCACGGAUCGCCAUCUACCAUCACCGGUGCGGUAUGUAGUGCGGACCGAUUGCUUCGUUACGGUGGCACCGAGCUGGGUGCUCGAGUGUUAUCGCUAUCAGGAUAUUGCAGAGGCGCAGGAGGCGUUGCGACGUCACGAUCCAAUCUGGUCACUGUGCGUCGGUGAGUACGCACUCGAUCUUAGCGUCCAUCAGAUCUCCAGCACGGAAUCCGUCAUCGUGGUGCUUGGAGAGAACAACCUACUGUGCGUGUCCGAUACCGGUAAGGUACGGUUCAUCAAGAAGCUCGACUACUCACCGAUCUGUUUUCACGCGUUCGUCGUCGGCUGGUACUGGGAACCCGGUGCCCGGUUACUGUUGGCCGUCGUAUCGGAGAGCGGAUCGCUGUUGAUUUACGAAAACGAUAAAAUCCUUUGGUCGGCUCAACUCCCGGACAUCCCGGUAGCGCUCAGUCGUGCCAAUGUUAGCGGACUACCUGGAGCACUGGUGACGCUCGGUCAAACGGGAUCACUUACGAUCGGUUAUCUCGGAUCUGAGCCGGAGCUAUUCAAGGUGCCUGCCCUUAACCUUGCUCCACUUGAGCUGGAUCGUUGCCAGCGGGAACUGUUGGCACUAGAGCGUGAGAUACGGGCCGGGGUUGAUCCAAGCGAUGCCAGCAUCGCUAAUGCGGCCGCAGAACGAGAUGUCACACUGGAGCUCUCAAUCGAUAACUGCAUCCCCUGCACACAUCCGACCAAUAUUACCACCAGCACUGGUGCUGCUACAUUGGAGAUGUGCCGGCUAAGUGUGACGGUUCACGUUUCGCUUAAUCUCGAGAUGCUGCAACUGACCGUCGCCCUCGAUCCAGCCAUCCGCUGCACCAAGGAAUCGUUCCUCUUUCGUGAUGUUCUCGCAAAUAGUACGGAACUGUUCGAGGUUUGGCUGUAUCCGUACGAGGCGGCCACUCCUGCCUCACUAGCCGUAACCGUAUCCUGUUCCUACACCAACAAGCAAAGCAUUACGCGAGUCCUGCAACGCCUCGUAGCGCUACCACUGCAGCUCUUCGUGAAGUCCUGUCCUGCAUCGAAGGAAGCCAAGCAUAAGAUCACUCUGACGGCCUCGAGCAAUGCUGUGGCGGCCGCGGGAGGUACCGGAUUGAAUGCUCUGUUUCCGGAGUUUUGUACUUCGGAAGGUAGCCAGACGGCCUUAGGAUUGCAAUCGCUGGUCGAUGGGCGUCGAGUGACGAUCGUCGCGGCCAAAAACACGAACCGUUUCCGGAUACAAUCCGAUGAGUUAACCCUCCUACCGCUCGUGUUCGAGUGUCUGCUAAAACGGUUCAAUCCGGAGCCAGCCAAAACGCCGAAAGGUCGACCAGGGAUCACUGUUAACAACGUACCACCGGUGAGCGAACUGGCGAACCAUUUUCGUAUUCAUCAUGAUCUGAGGAGAGAAUUGAAACAUCUUGAGACUGAACUGGAGAUUGCUACCAGCCAGAUGCGAUUGUUUGAGCGACGAUUUGUCGUUAAGCUGCAGGAUCGUUCGUUGCGCGCUCUGGACGGAGUGCUGCUGUUGCUCAAGCGGAACCAUUCCCAUGUGGCCAAGCUCUGCCAGAUGCUGAAGACCAUGCGCCAAGCCGUGAAGCUCUCCCAGAUACACCUCGGUGCCGUAUUGCAAUUGUUCAGUCUGUGCUACUGCCACUCGGCACUCGGAACAUCGGGUGGGGUAAAGUAUCUGGAGUACCUCCGAGGGUUACUGUCCAGCACCGUGAUCGAUAGUACGGAACAGAGCUACGAACAGAUGCUGUUACCGGUUGCAAGAUUUCUUGAGCAAACGGGGCCCCUACGGAACGUACUGGACGGAACGGAAGGAUCGGAACCUACCUUCGAUGAACCUUACUUGCUCGAGACCGAAACGGUAGAUGAAACGACUCGUGCCGCCCAGCAUCAUAAACUAUUCGAGAAAUACUUACAUCGUGUGCUGGAACGCGUUAACGGUAAUCUUGCUACCGCAUCGAAAGCGAUCGUCGGUAACAGUUCCGGUAGUGGUCGGAACAGUGUGGACUUUGAGGAUCAACCACUACCGGAAGCGCCCAAUGAGGAUGGCGAUGAAGAGGAGACUGAGCGGAGCGAACAGGAAGGCACACAAAGCGAUCACGGUGCUCCGGACGGUGCCGCUUCACCUAUUGUCCACACUAAGGACACGAGACACCAUUAA
This is a messenger RNA of Anopheles darlingi, 2802 nucleotides long. RefSeq names its product protein PTHB1-like. The record is from RefSeq and is a predicted model, not a curated record. Lineage: Eukaryota; Metazoa; Arthropoda; Insecta; Diptera; Culicidae. Gene Ontology annotation, cellular component: membrane; BBSome. The transcript has 7 exons. Gene Ontology annotation, biological process: cilium assembly. The coding region runs from base 1 to 2802 and encodes 933 amino acids.